This is a messenger RNA of Cavia porcellus (domestic guinea pig), 7518 nucleotides long. Its product is annotated as mucin-2-like. The transcript has 21 exons. Lineage: Eukaryota; Metazoa; Chordata; Mammalia; Rodentia; Caviidae. Gene Ontology annotation, cellular component: endoplasmic reticulum membrane; endoplasmic reticulum exit site. Gene Ontology annotation, biological process: endoplasmic reticulum to Golgi vesicle-mediated transport; vesicle cargo loading; protein secretion. The record is from RefSeq and is a predicted model, not a curated record. The coding region runs from base 203 to 7132 and encodes 2309 amino acids.
GGUCGUCCUGGAGACCCUCUGUUACCUAAGUUUAGGGUUCACAGCGCAGCACAAAGCCGAAGGUGUAGCUGUGCAGUUCCGCCCUCUGCUGCCGCUGCCACUGGGAAAGACUUCUUUGCCACUGCCGGGUCCGGCCCGAUCGGGCCAGGUCCUGCCCGGUCCUGCCCGGUCCGGCCGGGUCCGCAGCGAGCGGUCCUUCGCUAUGGACACGGUAUCAGCCACUGUAGCCGGGGUCUUCGCGUCCCCGGGUACCCCCGAGCUGCUGAGGCGCCUGUCGAAGCUGUAUUCGGCCUUUGUAACCCUGCUACUGAAGCUGGUUGCAGUGUUACCUGAGAAUUUCCAGCCCGGGCCUGGAGACUUUUAUGGGCUCCCCUGGGAGCCUGUAUUGCUCACUACCUGUGUUGGAAUCCUUAUGCUUGCGAUUUUCUUGUGGAGGAAUGUUUUUCCAGUAAAGGAGAGAAUAUACCAAGUCACUGAACAGCAGAUUGCCGAAAAGGUGAAGACUACCACAAAGGACAAUGCACAACUUGCAGAAAAAUUGUCAAGUUAUGAACAGAAGAUCAAUAAAUCGCAGAGGCUUCUUCAGGAGACCAAGAAUCAGAAUAGGAUUCUCUCUGAGGAAGCAAUUAAAUACAAGGUGCUUGAAGAAAGCAAGGAAUUUCUGGAUGAUAUGGCCAGAACUCUUGGUGAUAUGUUAGAAUGUGAGCGGAAACGCAACAUGAAAAAUCAGGAUUUGGUCCUGGAAAAUGAGAAAUCUGUGGAGAAGCUAAAGGAGGUUAUUUCAAUGAAUGCCUCAGAAUUUUCCAAGCUAGAGCAGGAAGUUGAAGACCAGAAGAAGCUGAACGCUAAACUCAGCCAGCGAGUCAGGACGUUGGAAAAGUCUCAGAGGGAUCUGGAAGCCACUCUCCAUGAUAAGGAUGAUAGCAUUGGUGCUCUGAACAACUGCAUCAUGCGGCUGAACCGGAUGGAGGAGAGGAGAUCGGAAUCUGAGGGUCCAGGUCCAGGCAGAUGUGAGCCAGGUGAAUUAGCCAAUGGAGAAGUGGGAGGUGGGGAGAGUAAGAUCAAGGCUCACAUGCACCGGCUGAUGGAUGUCUCCCAGAAAGAUCUCCAACUCCUGGAGUUGAAGCUGAGAGCCUCCCUGUCUGCCAAAUGUGAUCUGGAAGACCAGAUCGUGAAGCUAGGUGAGGACUGCGGCAGGCUGCAGGCAGACAAGGCCCGGAUGGAGGAGGAGUUUAGCAUGCUGCAGCAGAAGGUGGAGAUCCUGAAGGAGCUGUCCCACCAGAAGGAGCUGGAGCUGCAGAAGAUACUGAGUCAGGCGGAAUGUGCACAGCAGCAGCGAGAGCAGGCGCUGUUGGCUGUGGAUGAGAAGGUGGUGCCGGCCACAGAGGAGGUGAAAAUCUACAAGCGGCGAAUCCAUGAAGUGGAAGCAGAAUUAGAGAAAACGGAGCGCUCAUUUAAAAACCAGCUUGCUACUGAGAAGAAAAAAGCCCAUGAGAACUGGCUCAAAGCCCGAAACGCAGAGCGCCUGGUGGCAGAUGAGAAGCGGCAGGCCGCCAACCUGCGGCAGAGGCUGGUGGAAAUUACCCAGAAGCUGGAUAUGCUUAAAGAGGAGCCUGGGAUCAUCAAUCGGAUGCCAGACUGUCCUGGAGUGCAGAACGCGCCCCACAGAGGUCCCCUGAGCCAGAAGGGCUCCUUUGGCCCGUCCCCUGUGAGUGGCGGUGAAUGCUCCCCGCCCCCAGGCGCACAGCCCCCUGGAUGGCCGCCCUCUGCAAGCCUGAACUUGGCACGCCAUGACAUUGCAAGAGCCGACUUCGAUCCCGGCCCUGGCCCCGUGGCCAACAGCAGCUCCCGCGGCUCCUCUCCAGUGAAGGACAUGGACAACGCCAAGCACAGCACACCUCAUGCCCCUGACUUGAGUGUUUGGUUUGGUACUUAUUUUGAGUCAGGGUUUCCUUAUGCAGCUCAAGCUGAACUUGACCUCACAGUACCCAGAGCCGACCUGCAGUUCCCUAGCAGUCCUCCCGCCUCAGCCUCCCGAGUGCGGGAUGACUGGUGUGCAUCGCCACACUCUCGUGCCCUUGAUUUUUGGGAGCAGCUGUUGCGGUCCUCAUGGUCUGUGCUAGGCAGACCCCUUGCAGUGAUGGGGAUGAGGUGGGCGUGGGCUCUUCCGGGAGUGGGAAGCCGGUUCCAGGGCCCCCUGAAUCCGACCCUGGGCGGCCCAGGCUGCUGUGCCUCCUGGGUCCUGAGGCUGCUGCCUUGGCAGCCUUCGCACCGCAUGGGGCCGCCUGCAAUGGUCAGAGCUCCAUGGACUGCCUUCCAAGCAGCCCAGGCACAGGCGCCUCCGCCAGCCCCUCCCUGUGCAGUGUCAACUGGCCGAGGCAGCUUCCUGUUCUCCCCAGCGACCCCGGGUCCCUGGGAGCCCUUGUGUCUGCCUGUCGUGCCCAGGGACUCGCUCAUGCUGGCAAGAGUGCAGCGAGCUGGCGCAGCGCCCCGCUGGCACCUCUGGAGCUCAUCUCCACACCCGAGUGGGGACAGCGUGGUGACCAUGCUCGCUGUGUGGCGUGCUGCUCACGAGGGCCCGGCAGGGUCCGGGGAUCCCUUGACUCCUCUCGGGACGGGCACCCAGUGUCACUGCCGAGCUGGAAACUGGGCCUGCUUCUGUUCGCAGGUGAGCAUGGCCGUGAAGGGGCCCCCAGCCCAUCCAGGGCCCCCGUUCCUGGGAGGCCCCAUGCCGCCCCACAUGGGCUAUGGGUCCCCACCGCCACCACUGCUCUGCAGGCCCUUCGGGCCUCGGCCGAUGCCUCCUAGGCCACCGCCACCAUUCGUCACACGCAUGGGCCCACCACUGGGCUUAAGAGACUAUGCGCCCGGCAUGCUGCCCGGUCGCCACGACCUGCCGCUACAUCCUGGCGAGUUCUUGCCGGGACCUGUGCCAUUCAGGCCUCCAGGCCCGCUCGGCGCCCGAGCGUAUUUCAUUUCAGAUCCACGAAUGCCACCACCACCCACUGGACUCCAGGACUACCGACCACCGCCUGCCGGGCCCGAGGAAUACCCACCGCCACCUGCUGGGCCCCAGGACAACCCACUGACGCCUGCCGGGCUCCAGGACUACCCACCACCACGUGCCGGGCGCCAGCACUACGCACCAUCGCCUGCCGGGCCCCAGGACUUCCCACCACCGCCUGCCGGGCCCCAGGACUUCCCACCGCCACCUGACGGGCACCAGGCCUACCCACCACCACCUGCCAGGUGCCAGCACUACGCACCAUCGCCUGCCAGGCCCCAGGACUACCCACCGCCGCCUGCCGGGCCCCAGGACUUCCCACCGCCACCUGCUGGGCACCAGGCCUACCCACCACCACGUGCCGGGCGCCAGCACUACCCACCAUCGCCUGCCAGGCCCCAGGACUACCCACCACCGCCUGCCGGGCCCCAGGACAACCCACUGCCACCUGCCGGGCGCCAGGCCUACCCACCACCACGUGCCGGACGCCAGCACUACGCACCAUCGCCUGCCAGGCCCCAGGACUACCCACUGCCGCCUGCCAGGCACCAGGCCUACCCACCACCACGUGCUGGGCGCCAGCGCUACCCACCACCGGCUGCCAGGCCCCAACACUACCAACCACCACGUGCCGGGCGCCAGGCCUACCCACCACCGCCAAUCAACCUAUUACUACUAAUUAUCCCAAUCCUCCUAGCCAUAGCAUUCUUAACCUUAACAGAACGCAAAACUACCCAUCGCCAACUGCCGGGCCCCAGGACUGCCCACCGCCACCUGCUGGGCCCCAGGACAACCCACGACCACCUGCCGGGCCCAAGGACUACCCACGACCAUCUGCCGGGCCCAAGACAACCCACCGCCACCUGCCGGGCCCCAGGACUACCCAUCUCCUCCUGCCGGGCCCCAGGAAUACCCACCGCCACCUGCCGGGCCCCAGGAUUACCCAUCGCCUUCUGCCGGGCACCAGGCCUACCCACCACCACGUGCCAGGUGCCAGCACUAGGCACCAUCGCCUGCCAGGCCCCAGGACUACCCACCGCCGCCUGCCGGGCCCCAGGACUUCCCACCGCCACCUGCCGGGCACCAGGCCUACCCACCACCACGUGCCGGGCGCCAGCACUACCCACCAUCGCCUGCCAGGCCCCAGGACUACCCACCACCACCUGCCGGGCCCCAGGACAACCCACCACCACCUGCCGGGCCCCAGGACAACCCACCACCACCUGCCGGGCCCCAGGACUUCCCACCGCCGCCUGCCGGGUGCCAGGCCUACCCACCAUCGCCUGCCGGGCCCCAGGACAACCCACCACCACCUGCCGGGCACCAGGCCUACCCACCACCACGUGCCGGGCGCCAGCACUACCCACCAUCGCCUGCCAGGCCCCAGCACUACCCACCACCGCCUGCCGGGCCCCAGGACAACCCACCACCACCUGCCGGGCCCCAGGACUUCCCACCGCCACCUGCCGGGCACCAGGCCUACCCACCACCACGUGCCGGGCGCCAGCACUACCCACCAUCGCCUGCCAGGCCCCAGCACUACCCACCACCACCUGCCGGGCCCCAGGACAACCCACCACCACCUGCCGGGCGCCAGGCCUACCCACCACCACGUGCCGGGCGCCAGCACUACGCACCAUCGCCUGCCAGGCCCCAGGACUACCCACCGCCGCCUGCCGGGCGCCAGGCCUACCCACCACCACAUGCCGGGCGCCAGCGCUACCCACCACCGGCUGCCAGGCCCCAAGACUACCAACCACCAUGUGCCGGGCACCAGGCCUACCCACCACCGCCAAUCAAACUAUUACUACUAAUUAUCCCAAUCCUCCUAGCCAUAGCAUUCUUAACCUUAACAGAACGCAAAACUACCCAUCGCCAACUGCCGGGCCCCAGGACUGCCCACUGCCACCUGCUGGGCCCCAGGACAACCCACUGAUGCCUGCCGGGCCCCAGGACUACCCACCGGCGCCUGCCGGGCCCCAGGACUUCCCACCGCCACCUGCCGGGCGCCAGGCCUACCCACCAACACGUGCCGGGCGCCAGCGCUACCCACCACCGGCUGCCAGGCCCCAAGACUACCAACCACCAUGUGCCGGGCCCCAGGACAACCCACCACCGCCAAUCAACCUAUUACUACUAAUUAUCCCAAUCCUCCUAGCCAUAGCAUUCUUAACCUUAACAGAACGCAAAACUACCCAUCGCCAACUGCCGGGCCCCAGGACAACCCACGACCACCUGCCGGGCCCAAGGACUACCCACGACCACCUGCCGGGACCAAGGACUACCCACGACCAUCUGCCGGGCCCAAGACAACCCACCGCCACCUGCCGGGGCCGAAGACUACCCACCACCACCUGCCUGGCCCCAGGACUACCCAUCUCCUCCUGCCGGGCCCCAGGAAUACCCAUCUCCUCCUGCCGGGCCCCAGGAAUACCCACCGCCACCUGCCGGGCCCCAGGACUACCGAUCUCCUCCUGCCGGGCCCCAGGAAUACCCACCACCACCUGCCGGGCCCCAGGACUACCCAUCUCCUCCUGCCGGGCCCCAGGACUACCCAUCUCCUCCUGCCGGGCCCCAGGAAUACCCACCACCACCUGCCGGGCCCCAGGACUACCCAUCUCCUCCUGCCGGGCCCCAGGAAUACCCACCGCCACCUGCCGGGCCCCAGGAUUACCCAUCUCCUCCUGCCGGGCCCCAGGAUUACCCAUCUCCUCCUGCCGGGCCCCAGGAAUACCCACCGCCACCUGCCGGGCCCCAGGACUACCCAUCUCCUCCUGCCGGGCCCCAGGACUACCCAUCUCCUCCUGCCGGGCCCCAGGAAUACCCACCACCACCUGCCGGGCCCCAGGACUACCCAUCUCCUCCUGCCGGGCUCCAGGACUACCCAUCUCCUCCUGCCGGGCCCCAGGACUACCCAUCUCCUCCUGCCGGGCCCCAGGAAUACCCACCGCCACCUGCCGGGCCCCAGGACUACCCAUCUCCUCCUGCCGGGCCCCAGGAAUACCCACCGCCACCUGCCGGGCUCCAGGACUACCCAUCUCCUCCUGCCGGGCCCCAGGAAUACCCACCACCACCUGCCGGGCCCCAGGACUACCCAUCUCCUCCUGCCGGGCCCCAGGAAUACCCACCACCACCUGCCGGGCCCCAGGACUACCCAUCUCCUCCUGCCGGGCCCCAGGAAUACCCACCGCCACCUGCCGGGCCCCAGGACUACCCAUCUCCUCCUGCCGGGCCCCAGGAAUACCCACCGCCACCUGCCGGGCUCCAGGACUACCCAUCUCCUCCUGUCGGGCCCCAGGAAUACCCACCGCCACCUGCCGGGCCCCAGGACUACCCAUCUCCUCCUGCCGGGCCCCAGGAAUACCCACCACCACCUGCCGGGCCCCAGGACUACCCAUCUCCUCCUGCCGGGCCCCAGGAAUACCCACCGCCACCUGCCGGGCCCCAGGAUUACCCACCGCCUUCUGCCGGGCUCCAGGCCUACCCACUGUCGCAUGCUGGACCCCAGCACUACCCACCACCAACUGCCAGGCCCCAGGACAACACAGCACAGCCUGCCGGGCCCCAGGACAACUCACCGCCGACUGCCGGCCCCAGACUACCCACCACCAUGUGAUGGGCCCCAAGACUACCCACUGCCGCCUGCCGGGCACCUGGCCACCCACCACCAAGUUCCGGACCCCAGGACUACCCAUUACCCCCUGCAGGGACCAAGAGUACCCACCGCCGCCUGCCGGGCCCCAGGAAUAUCCACGGCCACCUGUCAGGCCCCAGGACAACCCACCGUCCUCUGCUGGGCUCCAGAACUAUCCAUUGCCCCAUGUUGGGCCCCAGGACUACCCACCGCCAAGUGCUGGUCCCCAGGACUACCCACCGCCAAGUGCCGGUCCCCAGGACUACCCACCGCCAAGUGCCGGUCCCCAGGACAACACACCACCACCUGCCGGACCCCAGGACAACCCACGACUGCCCAGGACUAGCCACUGCCACCUACUGGGCCCCAGGAUAACACACCGCCACCUGCCGUGGCCGAAGACUAACCACAGCCACCUGCCGGGCCCCAGGACUCCCCCACCAUCUGCCGGGCCCCAGGACUACCCACCAUCACCUGCCAGGCCCCAGGACUAGCCACCGAUGCCUGCCGGGCCCCAGGACUACCCACCACCACCUGCCGGGCCCGAGACUACCCACCACCAUGUACCGGGCCCCAGGACUACCCACCACCACCUGCUGGGCCCCAGACUACCCACCACCAUGUACCAGGCCCCAGGACUACCCACCUCCACCUGCCGGGCCCCAGACUACCCACCACCGCCUGCUGGGCCCCGGAAUACCCACCCCCGCCUGCUGGGCCCCAGGACUACCCAUUGCCGCCUAUUGGGCGCCUUUUUCUCCUAUGGGUCUGCGCUUAUUUCUAGGACUGAUAAAAGUUCUCUCCAGUUAACUGCAGCCUUGAUGUUUCCUGAUUUGCCCCCAACUACAGAUUAAAGUAAUGUACUUGUAUUGCACAGUUA